GAGUAAGUAGGUGUAGAAGCGCAAACAUUUCAAACAAUUGAACCUUCCUUUUCUGUACAAUACGACACCGUUUACAACCACACCGACUAUCACCUAACAUUUUCCGGCAACAUGUGCAGAAGCUCCGGUUCACCUCCGGAUCAUCAAUCCGAUCAUGUUUCUACCGAUUCCGUUGAGACUACUGUCUAUAUUUCAACUUCCGGUGGCCGUACUAUUCCGGCACACGCUCAAAUUCUGGCAUCAGCGUCGCCAGUGUUGGAAAGCAUAAUUGAUAAUUUGAGGAAGCACCAGAGACUUGAGGAGGCGAUUACGAUUCCAGGUGUUCCGUGUGAUGCUGUGGAGGUCUUCGUCAACUUCAUGUAUACCAAUCGAUGCAGCGAAGUGGAGAUGGAGAAGUUCGGGAUUCAUCUGCUAGCGUUGGCUCAUGUUUACAUGGUACGGCAGCUGAAGACGCAGUGCAGCAAGGCGUUGGUCCGACGGCUGACGGUGGAGAACGUGGUGGAUGUUCUUCAACUUGCAAGGCUAUGUGAUGCACCUGAUCUUUACCUAAAGUGUAUGAGAUUAAUAUCCAAUAGAUUCAAGCCGGUUGAGGAAACCGAAGGAUGGAAAUUCCUACAAAACAAUGAUCCAUUCCUUGAACUCGAAAUCCUCAAGUUCAUCGAUGAAUCUGAAUCGAGGAGAAAGAGUACUAAGAAGCAUCUGCAAGCACAAACUGUGUAUUUCCAACUAAGUGAAGCCAUGGAUUGUUUAUACCAUAUCUGCACACAAGGUUGCACAAGUGUAGGACCACACGACAAGGAACCAAUCAAGAACCGAGCACCCUGCAGCAAGUUCACGACAUGCCAAGGCCUCCAACACUCGAUACAACACUUCGCAAGCUGCAAGAAGAGAGUUAACGGAGGCUGUGUUCGGUGUAAACGUAUGUGGCAGCUCUUCAAACUCCACUCCUCAAUUUGUGAUCAAUCACCUGAUACAUCUUGUAAAGUCCCCCUCUGCAGGCAAUUUAAAACGAAAGGGAAGCAAGUGAAUAACAAGAAGGAAGAAGCAAGAUGGGAAUUACUAGUUAGAAAAGUGGAAGCGGCUAAAGCUGUAUCGUCGGUUUCAUUACCGAAGACGAAGAUAGAACACCAAGAUUAUGAACAAGAAGAAGAACCAAGAUCAUUUAGGGAAGCCAUGAAUUGUCAUGUAAGUGUAGCAUGUUGAAUAGGGGUUUUUGGCCCAAAUAAGUUGGGUUUAGUAUGAUAGGAAUGGUAAAAAUGGAGUUGUUUGUACACAUGCUGAGGCGAGGGGGUUUUAUGGGUAUUUUGCCCACCUUUUCUUUGGUUGUUGGGUUGGUGAUGAUGAUGUUUAGUUUUAGGUUGGUGAGGAGUCUUAAAAAGUAGUAUUUGUGAAUUGUGAUUGAGAAAAAGAUUGAGUUUGUUUAUUUAUUUAUUUACGAGUGAAUUACAAGUUUUGUUUUUUUAUCUU
Messenger RNA from Helianthus annuus (common sunflower), 1467 nucleotides. RefSeq names its product BTB/POZ and TAZ domain-containing protein 1. Gene Ontology annotation, cellular component: nucleus. Lineage: Eukaryota; Viridiplantae; Streptophyta; Magnoliopsida; Asterales; Asteraceae. The transcript has 5 exons. The record is from RefSeq and is a predicted model, not a curated record. Gene Ontology annotation, molecular function: protein binding. Bases 112 to 1203 code for a protein of 363 amino acids.